GAUGUUCCAAAUAUGUUAUUGACAUCUCACGCUCCAAUAGCUGAACCAGGAUUACUUGUGUGGCCACAUGUUAUCAUUGCUAUUUUCUCGGUAAGUACCAUGGUUUCAUUGCUAACGCUUUGUGUAACAACACACUGUUGCCGGAACGCGAAGAAAAAGGAAAAUCCCUAUGGUGAAAUUGCCACAACACCAACUGCAGAUAUCUCUGUUUCAGCAGUUGUUUCUAGAAACAGAACUGAUGGAUCUCGGCUUCAUCAUCUCAGUCGUCUUUCCUGUCCUAACCUAAGUCUCCAUGAACGAUCAGUUCAUCGGCUUUCCGCUCCACUUCCUCACUCUUCUGCUGCGGCGAAGCGAGCUUUACCAAAGCAAGUUCUUUUAUUACCUGAACAUUCAGCGCGAUUUGAGAAAAAUCCAAGUGCAGCAUACUCAACAAUCGAUCAUGCAAUACCUGCUGUCGGUCGAAUUGGUUCAUUUUUAUAUGGUGAAGGACCAACAAACCCAACUUAUGAAUCUAUUGAUAUGGAUCCUUUAUAUUCGAAGUUAGGAAAUGGUGGUCCAUCUAUGAAACGCUAUGAUUAUCCAAUUUUUACACCGGAAAAUCAACCAGUAAUCGCUGCAGAUGAUGUAGUUUAUCAGAGUGCUUCACAGAUUUAUGCAGGUGUUAGCGAAGAUCCAUACAGCUCAAUAACAAGUCAUACAGGCGGUGAAACGAAUUAUGACAUUGGAUACAGUCAUAUAAGUCAUGUAAGAGAAAACAUGAAUACGGAGCCACCACACUAUCUUGCUAAUACGCAAGGAGAAAGUCGCACUCUCGAUCACCUCUAUUCACGGAUUCGACGCGGUCCGUCGAUGAACAGGGCUACAAAUUCAUCCAUAUAUCGACCUCUACCCUCAAAUGAAUAUGGUAUUGAGUAUGUUUCAAGUGGAAGCGACAAGACAAGUCGAGAACCGUCGUAUCGGUAUAUAACGGUACGAGAAACUGUUGAUGCUAUUCGACAGCGGCUAAAUGAGUUUAAUCCAUCUUCCAAUAUACCUCAGUCAGUUAUAACUGAUGGUUGUGGACCAAUUCGAGAACAUUAUUAUUCAUCGAUUGGUGGUAGUGAUUAUGAAACAGUUCAUUACAUAUCUCAACGACAUCCACUAAUCAACCCUCUUGCGACAAUCAGAAUAUCCCUUCAACAUCCUGCACCAGUUACGGUUUAUGGACAACCUGAGACGAUUUCUAAUGCUAUUAAUUUGUGUGAAAAUAUACCACCGAAGCCACCCACUUCUCCGAUACCUCUACGUAUCACUGCUGUAAAAGAAGAUAAUUUUGAAAGAAAACAAACACCAUUAUCAGGUACUAAUUUGGAUGAAGCUGCAAAUGAUGAUGAGAGCCGCAGUAAUAUUUCCGAGAAAAUCCGUAAACUUAGGACGAAUUUUUUUGACCAGGAACUCAAGUUGGAAGGAUUCAACGGACCUUCGUCAACCGAUGUUCGCUUUGGACAGUCACUAGGAACCAUUAAUCAACAUGAAACAUCAAAAUGGAUUAAUUCUUCUGGAAGUAAUCGAAAUUUAAACUCGGUGCACUACGUUAAUCAAACUUCGUCACCAAACUUUGGUGAUACAUAUCCGUCAAAAUUGAUUGCCGAUAAAUCAUAUUCAUAUCAUGCAGGGAAUGUAACCGGAGAUGCGCUUCUUUCCACUGCAAACAGACAGAAUGUUAUUGAUAAAGAACACUGUAAAAUUAUUGCUGAGAAUUCAAGGUCUCAUAGCUUCCACGAAGCAAAUGUCUUUGAGACAAAACAGUGUGUCGAAGAAGACCCGGUCUUUCAACAAGAGGGAAAUAACGACGAAGGAAACUAUUUCAUUCCUAAAAGGCGCAAGAAACUCAAUAAGCAGGCUGAGAAUAAUAAUAGUAACACUUGCUUCGCAGAGGCUUCAAAUGAACUGUGCAAAAGCAUUGACGUGCAUUCCUUUCGAAAUUCAAGUUUCUCUAAAACAACUUUACUAUAUCAGGCAAGUCAGUCACUGCAAACAUCGAAUAAAGUUUCGAGCAAUACUGAAGGAGAUGUGGAGGCACAAUCUUGUUCAGAUCAACGAAGUAUGAUGGAAUUAUCAUAUGGAGGAAGUGAUACGGAAGGUGAUCGAUCAGUGCAAACAGCUAGUCUUACUUUCUCACACGAAUCAAUUAAUGAACAUGGAUGGAGGGAAGUUUUGGUUUUAUGCGUCAAAUUUUCAGAAUUUUUGGUCAUUCUUUAUCAUGACCUGGUGAGGAUGUAUGCAAUUCUUCAUGAAACGGAUGAUUCGACCGCAGUGAAUUUUAGUGAAUGUGGGAAAUUUUUUCCGGAGAAAGGUUUACAAAUAGUUACCAUUGGUGUUAAAUAUUUGCGGAUUUUUCGCGCUAAUCCAUAUGCUUUACUAUUGAAAGAUGAUCAGCAGUGGGCCCAGACGACACGAUUGGAAUGUUUAUUAGCUGUACGAUUGCUUGCAGCAGUACAAUCAUUUGCUGUUGCCAGAAUUCCACAGAACCCGGACUGUGAUAGUCUUUUGCUUGGAUUUGAUGAUGCUAAACUCUCUGUUAUUGGUGUAAAUCCAGCUGAACGUUGUUUAAAAACAAUUUCUUUGCACUGCUUCGAAGAUGAAUUGCUAAAAGAUGGAUUCACCAAGAAUUUGCCUCGUCCAGUUAUUCGUGUUGAUCCAGGUCAACGAUGCGCUGCUAUGCUUGUUUUUGGAAGAUAUCUUGCUGUGUUGCCAUUCAAUGACUCAAGCUCCCAACUACAUUCAUAUACGGUUCAGCUUUCCCAAAUUGAUUCCCGUUUGGUGAAUGUGAUGGAUAUGACUUUCCUCGAUGGUUACUACGAACCAACAUUAUUAUUUCUGUAUGAACCCGUUCAAACUACUUGUGGGCGAGCUUGUGUACGUUUUGAUACCAUGUGUGUAUUGGGUGUCUCAUUAAAUGUCAAGGAACAAGCUCUUGCUUCCGUGUGGCACUUAAGCAAUCUACCGAUGGAUUGUAAUCAGAUUCUUCCAAUUCCGAGACCAGUUGGUGGAAUUUUGAUAGUUGCUAUAAAUGAACUUAUCUAUUUGAAUCAGUCCGUCCCUCCAUGUGGUAUAUCGCUUAACAGCUGCAUGGAUGGUUAUACUAAAUUUCCAUUAAAAGACUUCAAGCAUAUGGCUCUAACACUGGACGGCUGUGUUGUGACUGUUAUUUCCACAAAUAAGAUUUUACUAUGUGAUCGCAAUGGACGGUUGUUUACAUUGGUUUUAGUUACCGACGCUACGAAUUCUGUCAAAUCACUGGAACUGAAGUUUCAAUUUGAAACAGUGAUCCCGUGUACGAUGACUUCCUGUGCACCCGGCUAUCUCUUUAUUGGCUCUCGUCUUUGUGACUCCGUGUUUCUUCACUGCAUUUUUGAGCAAUCUGUAUUGGAAGAAUCUUCUGCGAAGAAAAUAAAAUUGAAUGUCGAACCAAAUGCGAGUGAAGAAGAUGAAGAUUUCGAGCUGUAUGGAGAAGUGCUUCCGAAGGUUGCAAAAACGGAUUCAAUGGAAGAACUGUUGAAUAUUCGCGUUCUUGAUAAAUUGCUUAACAUCGGUCCGUGCAAGAAAAUAACUGGUGGUUGUCCAAGUAUCAGUGCUUAUUUUCAGGAAAUAGUUCGAAAAGAUCCACUUUUUGAUUUAGCAUACGUUAAGCUUUCUUCCAGAGAAUUGUAUACGAUCAUAUCUAGCAUACAACUUUUUAUCGGAAGUACAAUGUAUGUGCCUGUGGGCAUGGAAAAUUUGGAAGCAUUUGCAUAUUUCAAAGAAGCAUUCGUCCUGAAAUUAUCACAAGUAGCAGGAGUUAUACUUUCGUAUGGUAAUAUCCAGAUGUCUCCUAUGUUACGAAACAUUAAAGUUAUGUUGGAGUUCAUAUGGAGUUUUCAGGAUAACAGAGUUUUUUGUGUUGAGGUUGAAGUUGGCAGAAUAGUGUUUCUGAUAUCAGUUCUUUUCAGUAUUGAGGGAGUCGUGCAGUAUUGGGCUAUUGGACGACGUGAAGACGAUACUCACAUGUAUUUCAUCGCUUCGAGAGAACUGGGAACUUUGGCAUUAGAAACAGAUAAUGAUUUGGUAGAGUUGGAAGCACCGAUAUUCGUGACUUCGGAGUCAACCAUUGCUGCUGGUGAAUUAGCCGACGGUGGUCUUGCUAUUCAGGUCACUACAUCGAGUUUGGUAAUGGUUGCAGAGGGACAGCAAAUUCAGCAUAUACCACUUCAGUUGACGUUCCCAGUGCGGAGCGCUUCCAUUGUAGAUCCCUAUAUUGCAAUAUGUACACAAAAUGGAAGAUUAUUAAUGUAUGAAUUAACCAGUCAUCCGCACGUACAUCUGAAGGAAAUCGAUAUUUCAAAAAAAUUGCGUCACGAGACGUCACCGAUAACAUCCUUAUCAAUUUAUCGUGAUAUGAGCGGAAUUAUUCGAUUUUGUUCUGCAACAAAUAUGUCUCAUCAACAGCAAACAACUGGCACUAAUGUACAAAUUCCAGAGCAAGAAGAUUUUGAGGAUGUAGAUGAUUUGUUGUUAUACGGGGAUUCCAAGAAAUUAAGAAUGCAUAACAGUGCUUGUGAAUUUGGACUUCUCUUAUUUGCUGAAACUAUUGAUUUAAUAUUUGUUGCAGAAAAAGAAAUGGUAUCCAAACGGAGAAUCGUUGGAAUGAAGUUAACAGAACAAAAUACUCGUUUUGAUACAGAUGUGAUCGACCCAAAUACGAUUGUGCCUUCACAUUGGAUUGUGAUUGCGCGAGAAAACGGAAACAUAUACAUAUAUUCCAUACCGGAACUUCAUUUAGUUUAUAUGGUAAAGAAAAUUAGUCAUUUGCCUGAUAUUGCUACAGAUCAACCAUAUGUCGAUGAUGAGCCAAUUGCGGGCGAAGGUGCCGAGACUGGAACAAUAACUGAUACAUUUGCCGCGAAACCGGAAGAAGUGAUUAUGGAAGUGCUUCUUGUUGGAAUGGGAAUGAAUCAGGGACGCCCAAUGCUUUUUUUGCUUAUUGAUGACACGGUUUCGGUGUAUGAAAUGUUUAUUUACAAUAAUGGAAUUCAAGGACAUCUCGCUAUACGGUUCAAACGACUUCCAUAUACAACUGUGACUAGGUCAUGUCGUUUCCAAGGUUUAAAUGGUCGAGCGGCAGUUGAAUCAGUUCGAGAUGCUGUUAGACAUAAGACUGUUUUGCAUUUUUUUGAACGAAUUGGAAAUGUGUUAAAUGGUGUCUUUAUUUGUUCAUCAUAUUCGUGUAUUUUCUUCCUUGAAUCUGGUGUACCACGCCUUCAUCCUGUUAAUCUUGAUGGGCCUAUAUUAUCGUUCACUACUUUCAACAAUGCUGCUUGUCCAAAUGGAUUCAUUUAUUUGACAGAACGAGAUCGGCUUAUGCGUGUAGCAAAAUUACCAAGUGACAUGAUACUUGACACAUCAUAUCCAGUCAAAAGAAUAAACGUUGGAGCCACUGUACAUAAUGUUAUAUAUUUACUACAUUCAAAUACUUAUGCCGUGUUAACAAGUGAGAAAAAGAAGGUAACGAAGAUGUGUGUACUUAUAAAUGAUGAUAAAACUUUCGAGGAGCACGAGAAGCCGAAUACAUUUGUUUAUCCGGAGAUAGAUCAAUAUAAGUUACAUUUAUAUUCGCCAGAGGAUUGGAAGCCAGUGCAAAAUGUGGAAAUACUUUUUGAAGAAUUCGAAGUAGUUACAAGUUGUGAAGAAGUUGUUUUGCGAUCUGAAGGCACUGUAUCCGGUGUACAGAACUAUCUAGCUAUUGGGACUGCUUGCAACUAUGGUGAAGAAGUUUUGGUGCGAGGUCGAAUCAUCAUUUCGGAAAUUAUAGAAGUAGUUCCAGAACCAGGUCAACCAACAAGUAAACAUCGAAUAAAAACAUUAUACGAUAAGGAACAAAAAGGACCGGUUACCAGCUUGUGCUCAUGCAAUGGUUAUUUAUUGACUGGCAUGGGUCAAAAGGUGUUCAUUUGGUUAUUCAAAGAUAACAAUCUUCAAGGAAUAUCUUUUCUGGAUAUGCAUUUUUAUGUUCACCAGUUAAUUGGUGUUCGGAAUCUUGCCCUUGCAUGCGAUAUGUAUCGUUCAGUAGCUUUAUUGCGAUAUCAGGAAGAAUAUAAAGCGUUGUCGUUGGCUAGCCGUGAUAUGCGUUCUGAUGUUCAGCCACCAAUGGCCGCUCAAUUUAUCAUCGAUAACAAACAAAUGGGAUUUAUAAUGUCUGAUGAAGCGGCCAACAUAGCUAUUUUUAAUUAUUUGCCCGAAACACUAGAAUCAUUAGGAGGCGAAAAAUUAACACUACGAGCUGAGAUUAAUAUUGGUACAGUUGUGAAUGCAUUUAUUCGAGUGAAAGGUCAUAUUUCAAGUGGUUUUGUCGAGAAUGAAUUAUUUUCAUUGGAACGACAGAGUGUUUUGUUUGCUUCAUUAGAUGGAAGCGUGGGAUAUUUACGACCUCUUACUGAAAAAGUUUUUCGACGUUUACAUAUGUUGCAACAGUUAAUUUCAUCGAUGGUAUUGCAACCUGCCGGUUUAAAUGCCAAGGGUGCACGAGCAGCCCGACCGCAAAGGCCCAAUCACUACCUUAAUACUCGAAAUUUGGUGGAUGGUGAUGUGGUGAUGCAGUAUUUACAUCUUUCGUUACCAGAGAAGAACGAUUUGGCGCGGAAAUUAGGCACUAGUCGUUAUCAUAUUAUCGAUGAUCUCAUUGAAAUUUGCAGGGUUACCACACAUUACUGA
This is a messenger RNA of Acanthocheilonema viteae, 6729 nucleotides long. NCBI's taxonomy places the organism in Eukaryota, Metazoa, Nematoda, Chromadorea, Rhabditida, Onchocercidae. The record is from the annotation of a GenBank genome assembly.